AACCACGUGACCAAAACUUUUCUCUCUCAGUGUGCACCCUCUCGCGGAUCAGGCAGUUAACGAUGGAAAAUGGCGCUUAGAUGCGGCUUCCCAGCUCACUAACAGUGAAGACAACCACACAGAAAGUCCGGGGGGGAGAAGCUGUGCAUGUGGCUGGACCGGUGAACGCCAUUCCGAGCUGAUAGUCUGUGAGUUUGAGUGAGGAUGUCGCGCUGGAUUCCUACCAAGAAGGAAAAGUACGGCGUCGCGAUUUAUAACUAUGAUGCUCGCAGUGAGGAGGAGCUUUCACUGCAAAUUGGAGACACAGUACACAUACUGGAGACGUAUGAAGGCUGGUACAGGGGACACCGACUGAGGAGGCGCUCAAAAAAGGGCAUAUUUCCUGCCUGUUACGUACAUUUGAAAGAGGCUACAGUUGAAGGCAGUGGACCAAAGGAGACAGUCAUUCCCACAGAGCUGCCUCUGGUGCAUGAGGUCACCACCACUCUGCGGGAAUGGGCUUCCAUCUGGAGGGAUUUGUAUGUGGGUGACAAGCGUGAGAUGUUUAAUACCGUUCGUGACAUGAUCUAUGAUCUCAUCGAGUGGCGAUCACAGAUUCUGUCAGGAACUCUUCCACAGGACGAGCUCUCCGAACUCAAGCAGAAAGUCACCUCCAAGAUCGACUAUGGCAACAAGGUUUUGGAUCUGGAUCUGGUGGUGAGAGAUAAGGAUGGGAACAUUUUGGACCCAGACCUCACCAGCACCAUCAACCUGUUCCGAGCACACGAGGCUGCAUCCAGACAGAUCGAAGAACGCAUUCAGGAGGAGAAGUCUCAGAGACAGAAUCUGGAUCUGAGUAGACAGGCCAAGUUUGCCUCCACGCCGUCCUUUGCUCUGUUUGUGACGCUGAAGAACGUGGUGUGUAAGAUCGGAGAGGAUGCUGAGGUGCUCAUGUCCCUCUACGACCCCAAUGAGUACAAAUUCAUCAGUGAGAACUACCUUGUCCGGUGGUCCAGCUCUGGUCUGGUCAAAGACAUCGAUCAGCUUCACAACCUGCGAGCCGUGUUCACAGAUCUGGGCAGUGAGGAUCUGAAGCGGGAGAAAAUCAGUUUUGUCUGUCAGAUCGUCCGAGUUGGGCGCAUGGAACUGCGUGACAACAACACUAAAAAGCUGACGUCUGGGCUCCGAAGGCCCUUUGGAGUGGCAGUAAUGGAUGUCACUGAUAUCAUCACUGGCAAAAUGGAUGACGAAGACAAGCAGCACUUCAUCCCUUUUCAGCCGCUUGCGCUGGAUGACGCCAUCCGCCACAGGCAGCUGAACAUCUCCCGUUUUUCACCCAGGGUGGCAGGAGAGAAUGACUUUCUCCAGAGUGUCAUCAACAAAGUCAUCAGCGCCAAAGAGGUCAAUCAUAAGGGCCAAGGGCUUUGGGUGACUCUGAAGCUGUUGCCCGGUGAUAUCCAUCAGAUCCGGAAGGAUUUCCCCCACCUGGUGGACCGCUCCACUGCCGUCGCCCGCAAAAUGGGCUUCCCUGAGAUCAUCAUGCCAGGUGACGUUCGUAAUGACAUUUAUGUGACACUGACUCACGGGGACUUCGAUAAAGGCAGUAAAACCACACCCAAGAACGUGGAAGUCACCAUGUCUGUGUACGAUGAGGAGGGCAAGAGACUGGAGAAUGUGAUCUUCCCUGGUGCUGGAGAUGAGGGAAUUACAGAGUACAAGUCUGUCAUUUACUAUCAGGUCAAACAGCCGCGCUGGUUCGAGACCAUCAAGGUGGCCAUCCCUAUUGAGGAUGUUAACAGGAGUCAUCUGCGCUUCACUUUCAAACAUCGGUCGUCUCAGGACUACAAAGACAGGUCAGAGAAGAUUUUUGCCUUGUCUUUUGUGAAGCUGAUGAGAUAUGACGGCACAACACUCAGGGAUGGAGAACACGAUCUUAUCGUCUACAAGGCUGAGGCUAAGAAGCUGGAAGACUCUUCUCUCUAUCUGAGCCUACCAGCCACCAAACUUGAGCUAGAGGAGAAAGGCCACUUCCCCACAGGCAAGAGCUCACAGAGCCUGGGCAACUGUACCAUCAGCAAAGACUCCUUCCAGAUUGCCACUCUGGUGUGUUCCACCAAGCUCACGCAGAACGUGGAUCUGCUUGGUUUGCUGAAAUGGCGCUCGAACACCAGCCUGCUCCAGCAGAACUUGCGUCAGCUAAUGAAGGUGGACGGAGGAGAGGUGGUCAAGUUCUUGCAGGACACUCUGGAUGCUUUAUUCAACAUAAUGAUGGAAAACUCUGACAGUGACACAUUUGACACACUGGUGUUUGAUGCCUUGGUGUUUAUAAUUGGAUUGAUAGCAGACAGAAAGUUCCAGCAUUUUAACCCUGUUCUGGAGACGUACAUCCGGAAACACUUCAGUGCCACCCUGGCUUACACGAAACUGACGAAGGUUUUGAAGAACUACGUGGACCAUGCCGAGAAGUUGACAGAUCAGCUGCUGAAGGCCAUGAAGGCUCUGGAGUACAUCUUCAAGUUCAUCGUGCGAUCUCGGGUCCUCUUCAACCAGCUGUAUGAGAAUAAAGGAGAAUCAGACUUCAUGGAGUCCGUGAGGAAUCUCUUCACCUCAUUCAGCAUCAUGAUGAACAGUGACGCUGAGAGCACCAGCAUGGUCAAGGGUGCGGCGUUGAAAUAUGUUCCUACCAUUGUCAAUGAUGUCAAACUGGUCUUUGACCCAAAAGAGCUCAGUAAACUGUUCAGCGAGUUCAUCCUGAAGGUGCCACCAGGUCGCUUGGUCAAGCAGAAGCUCUACUGCAUGAUCGACAUCGUCCACAGUGACCUCUUCACUCAACAUGACUGCAGAGAGAUCCUUCUGCCACUCAUGACUGAUCAGCUGAAGUUUCACUUGGAGCAGCACGAGGAGCUGGAGGCCUGCUGCCAGCUGCUCAGCAACAUCCUGGAGGUGUUGUACAGGAGUGAUGUGGGUCCAACUCAAUGGCAUAUUCAGAUCAUUAUGGAGAAGUUGUUGAGGACAGUGAACAGGACGGUGAUCUCACUGGGACGCGACUCUCCUCUCAUUGGCAGUUUUGUGGCGAGUAUGACGGCCACGCUCCGACAGAUGGACGACUAUCACUACUCUCACCUGAUCAACACCUUCGGCAAGAUGAGGACAGAUGUGGUGGACUUCUUAAUGGAAACAUUUAUCAUGUUCAAAGACCUCAUCGGGAAGAACGUCUACCCCACUGACUGGGUCAUCAUGAACAUGAUGCAGAACAAAGUCUUCCUGCGAGCCAUCAAUCAAUACGCAGCCGUGCUGAACAAGAAGUUCCUGGACCAGACCAACUUUGAGCUUCAGUUGUGGAAUAACUACUUCCACCUGGCCGUGGCCUUCCUUACCCAGGAGUCUUUGCAGCUGGAGAACUUUUCAAGUGACAAACGAGCGAAAAUCUUUCAGAAGUAUCAGGACAUGAGGCGCCAGAUUGGCUUUGAGAUCCGGGACAUGUGGUACAACCUGGGUCCCCACAAGAUCAAGUUCAUCCCUGAGAUGGUGGGACCGAUUCUGGAGAUGACACUUGUUCCAGAGAUUGAGCUUCGCAAAGCAACUAUCCCCAUCUUCUUCGACAUGAUGCAGUGCGAGUUCCACUUCACACGCAGUUUCCAAAGGUUUGAAAACGAGAUCAUCACGAAGCUGGAUCAUGAGGUGGAAGGAGGCCGCGGAGAUGAGCAGUACAAAAUUCUCUUCCAGAAGAUCCUCUUGGAGCACUGUAGGAAGCAUAAAUACCUGGCGAAGAGCGGGGAGAACUUUGUGAGUCUGGUGGUGCGUCUGCUGGAGAGGUUGCUGGACUACAGGACUAUCAUGCACGAUGAGAGCAAAGAGAAUCGCAUGAGCUGUACAGUUAACGUGCUGAAUUUCUACAAGGAGAUUGAGAGGGAGGAGAUGUACAUCAGGUACCUGUAUAAAUUAUGUGACCUGCAUAAGGAGUGUGAUAACUACACUGAGGCUGCCUACACUCUAUUGCUGCAUGCCAAGCUUCUCAAGUGGUCAGAAGAAGCCUGUGCAGCUCACCUGACUCAGAGAGAUGGAUAUCAAGCGAGCACUCAAGGCCAGCUCAAGGACCAGCUCUACCAGGAGAUUAUCAACUACUUUGACAAGGGAAAGAUGUGGGAGGAGGCCAUCAUACUGGGGAAGGAGCUUGCUGAACAGUACGAGAAUGAGAUGUUUGACUUUGAACAGCUCAGUGCUUUACUGAGAAAGCAGGCACAGUUCUAUGAGAACAUAGUGAAGGUGAUCAGGCCAAAACCGGACUACUUUGCUGUAGGAUAUUAUGGUCUGGGUUUCCCUUCUUUCCUCAGGAAUAAGAUGUUUAUCUACCGGGGGAAAGAGUACGAGCGGAGGGAGGAUUUUGAGGCGAGGCUGCUCACACAGUUCCCCAACGCUGAGAAGAUGAAGACCACCACUGCCCCCAGCGAUGAGCUCCGCCUUUCCUCCGGCCAGUAUAUUCAGUGUUUCACAGUGAAGCCGAUACUCGAGCUUCCUCCCAAAUUUCAAAACAAGCCUGUGUGUGAGCAAAUAGUCAGCUUUUACACCAUCAAUGAGGUCAUUAAGUUCCAGUACUCCAGACCCAUCCGCAAAGGCGAGAAAGAUCCGGAUAAUGAAUUUGCUAAUAUGUGGAUUGAAAGGACCACAUAUGUCACAGCCUACAAGCUCCCCGGGAUCCUGCGCUGGUUUGAAGUCAUCUCCGUCUCUGCAGAAGAGAUUAGCCCUCUGGAGAACGCCAUGGAGACCAUGCAACUGACCAAUGAGAAGAUCAACAACAUGGUCCAGCGCCAUCUCAAUGACCCCAACCUUCCCAUCAACCCCCUGUCCAUGCUGCUCAAUGGCAUUGUGGAUCCUGCCGUCAUGGGUGGAUUUGCUAACUAUGAAAAGGCAUUUUUCACAGAGAAGUACAUCCAGGAGCACCCUGAGGACCAGGAGAAGAUUGACAAGCUGAAGGACCUGAUCGCCUGGCAGAUCCCAUACCUGGCAGAAGGUGUGCGUAUUCAUGGUGAGAAGGUGACUGAGGCCCUGCGACCAUUCCACGAGCGUCUCGAGGCAUGCUUCAAACAGUUAAAAGAGAAGGUGGAGAAACAGUACGGUGUGAAAUCGCUGCCCCCAAUGUCGGAUGAGCGUCGUGGCACACGUCCACGGUCGAUGGUGCGCUCCUUCACCAUGCCCUCAUCUCAGAGACCACUGUCUGUCGCGUCUGUCACCUCCUUAUCAUCAGACAACUCACCCUCAAGGCCAGGAUCUGAUGGCUUUGCCCUGGAGCCCCUCUUGCCAAAGAAGCAGCACUUUAAGUCUCAGGACAAGCUGGACCGGGAUGAACCUGAAAAGGACAGGAAGGAGAAGAAGAAAGAAAAAAGAAACAGCAAACACCAAGAGAUCUUCGACAAGGAGCUGAAGGCCACAGACAUUCCCAUGCAGCCCACUGAGGCGGUCAUCCUGUCCGAGACAAUCAGUCCUCUGCGUCCCCAGAGGCCAAAGAGUCAAGUGAUAAAUGUGUUAGGGGAUAAGAGGCUCUCUGUGUCCCCAGGACCUGCUGUUCCCCAGACUACUUCUACUCUUCCUCCUCCCAUCACUCCAAGGGUCAAGCUCACCUUCAGCAUGCUCUCCUCCUCCAAUCUAGAACUGAAUGGGACAGGCUAUGGUGAGACUCCACCUCCUCUGCCAAUCAAAAGCAGUAUGGGUGAUUAUGGAAACCUGAUGGAAAACCCAGAGCUGGCCAGCCCAACCACACCACCUCCACCUCCUCUACAUCAGCGGCAUCUGCCCCCUCCACUGCCGAGUAAAACCCCACCCCCUCCUCCUCCGAAAGCCACAAGGAAGCAGACGUCCAUUGACUCGGGGAUUGUCCAGUGAGAAUGGCAGUAUAUCAGACAGAAACUUCGGCGCUUCCCCAGACGCUGAGCUUGGGUGAUUUUGAAUUGGCCUUACUGACAGUGUGAUAAAACCAAGAGUUCAUAGCAACUCCCUCAUCAUCUUCAUGCUGAAAGAGCUGGCCUGUCCAGGGACUCUCUCCUUUUUUUUCUUCCACUCACCAAUUAUUAGUCAAUGACUCAGCCUGGGUGGUAGUGCCAGGUACAUUGUCUGAUCCAUUUCACACAUCUACAGAUUUCAUCUGUAAAUGAAAUCAUCUGGUGAGGCAUGUGGCUAAAAUGAACAAAUCAUGACUUGACCUGUCUAGCAUCAGCAUGCAGGAGUUUUGCAGCAUUAGAAUAAUUGUUAGUUUAAUAGUCAGCUGAUUUAAUUAAGAUCUUUGGUCUUGCUUUUUUUCCUCUGUCGGACUUUAUGAUCAAAACAUGACCAACCACUCCAUCACUUAGGGAUCAUCACGUAAUCAGAAUAUUUUAUACCUUUCCACUCCUUUUUUUCAAUAUAUACACAUAUGUGUACAGAUGUUUGUAUAUAUGAUUUUUAUUUUAUAUAUUUUUUUUUUCUUCUGGAAGUGUAUUUUAUAAUGAUUGUAUUAAUAUUGGGGCAAAUUAACUAGCAUUUUUUUUUAUCCAAAAAGGGCUUUUUAGUAUUUUAAAUGACAGGGAUUGUAAAGUACUACUUUGUACUAUUAUUGAAUAUGUUCUUUUUUCUUUUUUUCCAACUUUUUUCUCUUCUUUUUUGGAGUGUACACAUCUAACUCCCACUGGCAUAUAUUUGUAUAGAAACUGUAAUGCUGUAACCUUGGAUUACAAUAACAGUGACUGUUCCAAAUUCACUACUGACUUUAAUAAACUCAUUGUAUGUAUUUUUAAACAUUUGGGGCUGUGCUGACCCAACAGUAUGGUUAAAAUUAAUCUGAACUGUAUUUCUGGUGCCUUGUUCCUGGUUAAAGUGUUGUUGAUUGCUGACUACAGGUAAUGGAAUUGGACUUUUCCCACAUUCAUUCUUAUACAUUCCGUCUGCAAGUUACUUCACAUUAAAGGGCAAUGGUGCAAUCACAGGCCUAUGUAAGUUGAUCAAGUGCAGCUAUAUUUACCUGUAGUUGAGAACAGAAACAAGCCAAACAGUUACAUCAUUCUCUCUAAUUUAGACUGAUCUAAAGGAGGUAUAGGAAUUGGGAGGCAUGCAUUUGUUGGUUUAAGGGUUGUCUUAAAAUCCGUAGCCAGUUGCAACAUGUUAAACUGUAAGUGAGACUCUAAAGUUGAUCAAAAAUUGUACAAUAAAAGUUAAAACAAUGUGUCAAA
This is a messenger RNA of Pangasianodon hypophthalmus (striped catfish), 7178 nucleotides long. RefSeq names its product dedicator of cytokinesis 1 (gene dock1). Gene Ontology annotation, molecular function: guanyl-nucleotide exchange factor activity; small GTPase binding. Lineage: Eukaryota; Metazoa; Chordata; Actinopteri; Siluriformes; Pangasiidae. The record is from RefSeq and is a predicted model, not a curated record. The transcript has 52 exons. The coding region runs from base 205 to 5859 and encodes 1884 amino acids. Gene Ontology annotation, biological process: cell migration; small GTPase-mediated signal transduction. Gene Ontology annotation, cellular component: cytoplasm; plasma membrane.